Messenger RNA from Manis javanica (Malayan pangolin), 4656 nucleotides. The record is from RefSeq and is a predicted model, not a curated record. Lineage: Eukaryota; Metazoa; Chordata; Mammalia; Pholidota; Manidae.
CGCCGCCCCCGGCGCCCUGUGCGGGCCCCUCGGGCUGGGGCUGCGGAGCCCGCGGGCCCCGGCUCGGCCGGCCGGGAAGAGGACGAUGCCCUGCGCGCCCAGGACCCUGUGGGCACAGAACUCCAACCCACCCAUGCCUAUUUCCUGUAAUGGAUGAACUUGAUGCUAAUGUGAGUUCCAAGGAGGGUUUUGGCUCAGUGGAGAAGGUGGUGCUGUUCACGUUCCUGUCGGCGGUUAUUGUGAUGGCCGUCUUGGGGAACCUGCUGGUGAUGGUGGCCGUGUGCAGGGACAGACAACUCAGGAAAAUAAAGACCAAUUAUUUCAUUGUCUCUCUUGCCUUUGCGGAUCUGCUGAGGGCCGCCCAGAAGCCCCCGAGGGCAGUGCUGGAACUGGGCCUGUGGCAGAUCCUGAGGCUGUUUCCUCUUCUCAUCUCCGCUCCUCUCCCCUCUCUCCUCCUUGCUCACGGCACCCCCCUCUGUGCUCUCCCCAGGUAUUAUGCCAUCUGCUGCCAGCCUCUGGUCUACAGGAACAAGAUGACCCCCCUGCGCAUCGCAUUAAUGCUGGGCGGCUGCUGGCUCAUCCCCAUGUUUAUCUCUUUUCUCCCUAUAAUGCAAGGCUGGAAUAAUAUCGGCAUAAUUGAUCUGGAAAGGAUGUCCAAACCAAGGCUGGGCCGGGAUUUGCAUGUGAUAGAGAAGAGGAGGUCGGGCCACAAGGCCAACGCCACGUACUGCGUCUUCCUGGUGAACAAGCCCUACGCCGUCACGUGCUCGGCCGUGGCCUUCUACAUCCCGCUGGGGCUCAUGGUGCUGGCCUAUCACCGCAUCUACGUCACGGCGGCCGCGCACGCGCGCCACAUCCAGGCGCUGCAGCGGGCGGGCGCCCCCGCGGACAGCAGGCCCGGGCCGGGCGAGCGGCACAGCGGGCCCCGCCUGCGGGCAGAGGCCAAGGCGGCCAAGACCCUGUGCGUCGUCAUGGGCUGCUUCUGCCUGUGCUGGGCCCCGUUUUUUGUCACCAACAUCGUGGACCCGUUCAUAGACUACACGGUCCCCGGGCAGGUGUGGACCGCCUUCCUCUGGCUUGGCUACAUCAAUUCGGGGCUGAACCCCUUCCUGUACGCCUUCCUCAACAAGUCGUUCCGACGUGCCUUCCUGAGCAUCCUUUGCUGUGACGAUGAGCGCUACCGGAGACCCUCCGUCCCGGGCCAGACGGUGCCCUGCUCCAGCACCACCGUCAACGGCUCCACGCACGUGCUGCGGGAUGCGGUGGAGUGCAGUGGCCCGUGGGACAGUCAGUGCUGCCCUCCGGCAAGUCCUUUGGUGGCUGCUCAUUCCAGCGGCACCUAGGCCCCUGGGCAGUGACUCAGAAGACGGCCAUCCCUCUGAGAGGGGGCCAGGUCCUAAGCUGCUGUGCGUCGUGGCUGCAUCUGGUGUCCCCUCACCCGAGCGUCCUGCCCAUCAGGGCAGGACCCAGGCUCAGGGCUUCUCCAGGAUUCCAACAGGCGACGUUCGAGGGAGUUGGGGGGCUAGAAGGCGCCCUGUUCACGGGGGGCUCUCCUCCAGAGACCCCCCCGUGAAGGGCUCUCCUCAUUUCCCAGCACGCCCUCUUCCUGGCGUCCCGCCCUGGCCUCGCACUCUCUGUUGUCCCCAGUGUCUCCUGUUCUUCUGCCCGAUUUGUCUCACUCCUGUUACGAGCACAGCCGCUCACUGUGUCCUACCUCAGCCAGACUUGUCCCCAACUGCGCCUUCUCUGCUGUGUCCACUCACAGCCCUUGUGCCUGUCUUGGUCAGAGUCGUGUACCAAAAGCACAUAUUUCCUGCUUGUUCAUGCCCAUGGCAGCCAUGCCCACACCGCCCACCAUGUGCCCUCUGUCCUGCGCUGUGCCAGACGCUGACACUGACAUGCUCUCUCCCCGGCAUCCGGCGCUGCGCGGGCGUCCUCCUGGCCAGGCCCGGGCCGGCUGCAGGCCGCCACUCGCUCUUCCUCACGCACAGGGCUGGUCUGCCUUCAGGACGCACUCCAUUUACUCACCGUGAAGAAACAAGGGCAAAGAUCUGCCAGAGGGAAGCAGUCUUUGCACUGACCUCAGAGGGAGGCGGAAGACAGGCAGCUCCCCCCGGGUGCCAUGGCCUCGGCCUUCUGCUCUGAGCUGCUCACUUUCUUGAGGGGCUGGAAUGGGGCAUCUUUUCCUAAAGAGCCUUCCGCAAGGCCGGCAGCAUAGCGUGUUCAGAGACUUUGGAAUCUCUCCCAGGAGCCUGUGGGGCAGCCGUGGUACCAGUGUACAGCCCUUGAAUCUGACCUUGCUGCUCCCAAAGGAGAAAACUGCUGGAAGCUCACACCACAGAGUCGGUCAUCGGCUGCCGUCCCCCUGACAGGGGGCAGGGCAACAGUGCGGGUGGCAGGGAAACAGCACUUGACUUGGAGUCAGGGGACCCGAACUCCAGGCCCGCCUCUGCUCCCAACAGGCUGUGAGGUCUUGCCCAGGCCCUUCCACCCCUGGACUCACUUUCUACACCUGCCAACUGCAGCUCGGACGAGAGGAUCUCUAGAAUUCCCGACCCUUCCUGGGACACAGGAUGCCACGACAGCCUUCAGCUACGCCGGGAAGCCACGGGCUGCCUGCCUCUUGAAGGAACGACCCUCCUCACGUGGGCCUCCGAGUCCCUUGACCCUGCCGGCUUUGCCCUCAGGUGGGCCUGGAUGGCAUGCAUGCAGAGCUGAGUUCAUGGCUUCUGCCAGCUGCCCGAGACGGAAGGCCCGGGGGAGUCGGCCGUGGCCCAGAGCCCUGUGAGGUGUUCACUGGAUCGCGGCUGUGAUUGUUUCUGCUGCUUAUGGAGUGUCAGUCAUCAUUUCCAUUGAUGUUUACAUUAGUUCUGGAAUUGAACUAGACAAGAGAUUUUGGAAUGAAGAAGAGAAGAUUGCCCAAAACCAUCCAAAUGCCAAAAAAAAAAAAUCUCUGUCCUAUGAAAUCUUAAUUUUAUUGGAGAGAGAGUCAUGCCUUAGGGAAGGGAAAAGACCUCCAAAGAGAAAUGCUCUUCAGAACUCCUGAGUGCUGUUGAGAAAUACGGCACCACGUGAAAAUGUCCCCUGUGCAGGCUGAGACCCACUGAGCCGCGGGGUAGGUUCCACUGGGGAAUCUAUUCUUGUCGAAUGUCAAGAACGUCCAUGUAAGUCCUGACUUGCUCCCUGACUCUGGACUGAUCCCCUUUGCUUUUCCAAGUCACCGUUCCUCUGCCGUCACAGACUGGGGCUUAGGAGGCAGGCACAUUGCGAGGACAGUCCUUGCUAACACCAAAGAGGGAGCAGCCAGGCGCUGAGUCCCAGGCCCUGGACCUGGCGGUGAGCCCCGAACUGUCUGCUCCACCUGCCGCGCCCAGCGCCCACCAGCUGCGAGCGUGCAGGAGAGAGGGACGUGGCAGCGAAGCAGAAGGCUGCCGAAUGCACUGCUCACUUACUGUGUCUCCCUGGACCACAGCUGGACUUCUCUGGCCUCUGAGAGAAUCUCCUGCCUACUUCACAAAGCUGUUGUGGAGAUAAAUUAGACUGUUUUUGCGAAAACAUCCUGUAAAUCAUAAAAUGCCUUUUUAAGUUUAUUGUUACUUUGGAUGGGUUCGGAUGCCCCCGACCUCCAGGGACUGAGAACCUCUUUGCCGAGGGCUGAAUCCGACGAGAACGGGCUUCCUGUAUUGAACACCAGUGCCGAGGAAGCGCCUUGGGGGUCCAUUCUGCCCAGUCUGCCCCACCUCGUUUCGCGGCUCCGGGCGGCCCAGCGCAGACCAGCAUCACAGAUUCGUACGUCACAAACGGUCUCAAUCGAAGGGAUCUCGUUUUCGAAGUAAAGGAAUGGAUGGAAGGUGUCGGCGGCCCUGGGCUGAUUGCUGUAAGAGUGAGCCUAGCUUUUCAUGUAAAUUCAAAGUCACAAGGAACAAAUGCAAGUGCUUUUUGCCAAAAACAUUAUUGGCAGAAAAAAAGACCUUGGUCAUUAAAAUUAUCUUGUAAACUCUCUCCCUCUCUCUCUCUCUUUAUAUAUAUAUAAUGGGAAAAAAAUAAAAAACACGGAUUAGAUAAUGAAUCACCAGCUGACAAGAAUGUUACAUAGUCUGUAAAAUACUGACCCUGAUAACUUUGAGAUUUUCCCUUUGAGAUUUUUCCUAAUUUGAUAAUCUAUGUAAAUAAUUAUUAAUUAUGGUUUAAUGUUAUUUAGCCAACACCUUAAUUUUAUUUACACUGCUAAUAAAGCAGAAUUGCUAGUGGGGCCACCAGUAUAGUUUACAAUGCACUGAGUUCCCUGGUAUGAUCAGCUAGAAAGUUCAUGUGUGCCCGUUAGAUGGAACGUGGAACUCACAUAAUGUCAAAGGGUCAUACAUGUUAAUGAUGGUCGUAGCAUUGGUUUUAUGAGAUCAUUAGUCAUGCUUCUGGUUUGAUGGUAUCAGGGUCCCCAGUUGUGAUUUGUUCCUUAGGAAAGUGUCUGUGGCUUCGAGGACCUACUUUUUGAUGGAGCUCCCAGGACUGUGUCCUGGGAGCAGCAGGAGCUUAUGGAGUCUUUGUUUUGUAAUUGAUAAAUUCUAUUUAUUGAUAAACAUUGAUAAGCAACAUGUAUGUUUAUAUUUGUGCAUUCUGUACAUGUUUAUAUAAAUUAAAAAUUUAUAUAGAUCUUAA